AAAAAUUUUGAAGAUAUAAUUUAAAAAAAAAAUCAAAGAUUUUCAGUGCUGACUCCAUUACUUUUCCUUGCUGUAUUAUUGAAGACCUUUGGACUUGCUGACAACCUUGAUCUGGCUCUUGAACCCUGGACUAACUUUAGAUAUGUCAAUUGUGGAUCUGAUUAAUAGUUCUAUUUUCUCUCUCUUCUAUCAUUCCUUCUUUUCAUUUCUUUGUCUCUUAUUUUACUGCACUAUUUGUUAAUGAAUAACAUAAUAUUCAUCAAAGUAUGAAUUUAGUCAAUAAAACCCUUGUAUCUGAAUUCAUUCUCCUGGGAUUUCACACCAUUCGUUCAAUUGAGAUUGUCAUCCUCAUUCUUUUCUUCUUUGCAUAUGCAUUAAUUAUUACAGGAAAUGUCACAUUAAUUAUAUUAGUGGUGGUCAAUCAUCAUCUUCAGUUGCCAAUGUAUUUUUUAUUGGGUAACCUCUCAUUCCUUGAACUUAUGAUCACAUCAACUGUAGUGCCUAAAAUGCUAAUAAAUAUGAUCACAGGGAAGAAGACAAUCUCCUUUGUGGGUUGUCUUACCCAAUCAUUUUUCUAUUUUCUGAUGGGAUCAACUGAAUUUUUUAUAUUGGCUGUCAUGUCCAUUGACCGUUACCUUGCAAUUUGUUACCCAUUGCACUAUGCUUUGAUUAUGAACAAUAAGACUUGUUUCCAGUUUUUAUUGGGGUCAUGGGUUGGUGGUUUCAUGAUUAUUUUAAUUCCCAGCAUUGUGACAGCUGGAUUACCAUUCUGUGGCCCAAAUAUUGUUAAUCACUUCUUCUGUGAUAGUGCACCUUUACUCAAAUUGGUCUGUAGUGACACAUCGCUGGCUGAAAUUAUUGAUUUUGGGACUUCUUGUAUAUUACUCUUGGGAUCACUUUUUGUAACCACUGUAUCUUACAUGUAUAUUAUUAUUACUAUAAUGAGAAUACCUUCAGCACAAGGUCGCCAGAAAGCCUUCUCAACCUGUGUAUCUCACAUCACUGUGGUAACUCUAUAUUACGGGAGUUCUAUAUUUAUUUAUGUCCGCCCAACCAAAGAAAAUGUGCUUGAUUUUAACAAAAUGGGCACUGUGCUGAACACAAUAGUGACCCCCAUGUUGAAUCCUUUCAUAUACAGUCUUAGGAAUGAGAAAGUGAAGGUUGGGCUAAGAAAUGUCCUGAAAUGUUAAAAAAUAUAAACAAAGUCAAGAAAUAGCAAUAAAAAAUCCAACACAGUACAGUAGCAUAAUGAACAAUUGAUUUCACAGUAUAACAAUAACAAUAACAACAAUAAUAUUAGAAGGGACUGUGGAGAUCACCUAGUCCAACCCCCUGCCCAGGAGGAAACCCUAUACCAUUUCAGACAAAUGGCUGUCAAAUCUUUUCUU
Crotalus tigris (Tiger rattlesnake) is the source of this 1388-nucleotide messenger RNA. Its product is annotated as olfactory receptor 6M1-like. Gene Ontology annotation, cellular component: membrane. NCBI's taxonomy places the organism in Eukaryota, Metazoa, Chordata, Lepidosauria, Squamata, Viperidae. The record is from RefSeq and is a predicted model, not a curated record. Gene Ontology annotation, biological process: G protein-coupled receptor signaling pathway. Gene Ontology annotation, molecular function: G protein-coupled receptor activity; olfactory receptor activity. Bases 267 to 1190 code for a protein of 307 amino acids. The transcript has 3 exons.